AUGUUUGCGUUGGUCGACCCUGCACACAAACAUGCACUCGCUCAUGUUUUCUCUCCUCAAGCGCUUCACUUCUACUCGUCUGAGUCUCUGCACAUCGAGGUUUAUGUGACACCUGAAGUUCACGCCUGCUUGCAGCUUAGUUUACAUAUAAACACGAAGAGCAUGGGGGCGAAAAUGUCAGCAUACGAUCAACAACUGGGUGUUGAGCUCUAUAUGUUCUCACGUAUGUCAUCCAGGUAUGAAGGUCAGGCCGAGGCGGAGCUGAAGGGGUAUUCGUACUACAGGAAGCAGUUCUCGGUGUGGCGGUUCUCUCAGGUAGAAGAUGACCUGGAGCAGCAGAAGGAGAUGAUCACACAGCUGCUCAAACAGAAGGAGGCGCUGCAGGAGGGUGAGGUGCUGUACGAGGAAGGCGUGCUUUACUUCGACGACACCCGGAAGUGGAGGGAGAGGUACGUGGUGGUGAGAGCCAACUACUGCCUGGAGUGUCACGACAGUCUGGAGACUUUUGUUAAAGGGGUUCCUCCGCGCCACAAGCUGCUGCCUACAGGGGGCACUGUUCUGACCACAGAGGAGAAGUACAUGGCCAUGGUGGACAAAUGCUUCCCUGAUGAUACUAAUGUGAAGGAGGACUUUGCUCCUCCGCUGUCGGGGAUGCCGGGUCAGUUCCCCGUCUACCUGCGUCUCCCCUACAGGAGAGACUCGUACUUCUGCUUCAGACAGCAGGUCAAGCAGGCAGCCUUCCUCUCCAUCCUGUCCGACUGCAUCCGGCACCAGAACCAAGACUUCCUGAAGAAGAAGACGUGUGAGGUGCAGGCCUUCCUUAAAGCCAUCCAGCUCUACAGGCAGGACAAAGGCCGAUAUGAAGCCUGGGACAUGCUGAUCGGCAGCGACGUCAGAGUGAUGGGGAACCUGGUCAUGGAGCAGCUGCUGCCGUCUCUAGAGAAAGACAUGCUGCCUCGCCUCAAAGCCAAGAAGACCGAGAAGAAGAGAGUCUGGUUUGCUACGGUGGAGGCGGCCUACAUCCUGGUGCAAGAGCAUCUGUUGGAAGGUCUGUCUGCGCUGAAGGAGGACUGUCGACUGUCGGUCCGGCAGCAGGAAGUACUGAUCCACUCAGACAUGGACCAGAUCCUCAACUCCAGACAGCAGCUGGAGGAGAAAGUCAGAGCCAAAGUAUCGGAGCCAGCAGAGAAGCUGUGCAGUGAGAGCGUGCAGCCGUACCUUGGCUCCGUUCUGGAGGAACUGAUGGAGCCGAUCAGCUCUGGUUUCCACGACGGACGACAGCUGAGCGAGAGCAUGAUGGACCAGGUGUGUCAGGAAUACCUGCAGGGAGCCAAGAACGACGAACUCAAGAAGGCUCUGGCCGACAUGGCGAGGCCGAACCUGCUGAGCUGCUUCCAGAAGAUCGGCUCCCUGCAGCAGAAACUACAACAUCUGCAGGAGAGAUUUGGUUUCUCAGACAUCACCGGAGUUAUACACAGCGCUCAGAUAGACCUGCAGCAGCUGAUGGAGAACGCAGCGUGCACAUUUGAGCAGCUCCUCUAUAAAGCCGUGCAGGAUAAUCCAGACGGAGCCGGAUCGGCCAUCGAGAAGGCCAAACACCGAGUGCUCAAGCAAUAUGACUAUGACAGCAGCACAGUGAGGAAGAGGAGCUUCCAGGAUGCUUUGGUCUCCAUCACUCUGCCCUUCAUCAAGAAGAACCUGGCUCCCACCUGCAAAACUGAGCUUCAGGCUCUGGAGCCGUCCGUCUACGCCGAUCACUCAAACUUCAUCCACGUCGAGAACGUUUAUGAAGGCGUCCUCCUCCAAACUCUGGACAAGGAAGUCACACAAGUGGUGAAGGAGGCCGCGAGCCUGAAGAAGUACAACCUGUUCACAGACAGCAGAGACCUGGUGAGCGAGUCCAGCCGCUCCAGCCUCUCCUCUCCGUCCCGGUCCACUCCUGGCAGCCCUGCCAUGCUGCUGGCCUCCCCCGCUAAAACCUCCACUGAGGCCACGCCCCCAUCCCCGUGCCCGCCCUCUCCUCUCGUGGUCAACGGUUUGUCUUCCAGCCCCAAGAAGGAGCAGAAGGAGCAGAAGGAAGAGAAAAAGGACACCGUGCUGCAGCAGAGUGAACCCUCUGCAGGUGUUAUGGUCAUUGAGACGCCGCUUGGAGAGAUCGAACAGAAAGAAGCUGCUGAGAGUGUCGCCAUCAGUCAGGAGGCGACGCUGCCAGCAGCCAAGGCAGAGGAAGUCGUCCAGAGUGUGCAGGCAGAGACCAGCAGCACUGUGGCACCUGAAGCACCUGUCACACCUGUCGUACCCAAGAAAUCUGAGGCACCUGAGGCUCCUGUCACACCUGUCGUACCCAAGAAAUCUGAGGCUUCUGUGGCAUCUGUUGUACCUGAAACACCUGAGGCACCUGUUGUACCUAUCGUAUCUGAGACAUCUGAGGCUUCUGUGGCAUCUGUUGUACCUAUCGUACCUGAAUCACCUAAGGCACCUGAGGCUCCAGCAGCAGCUCCAGCAGAAACGACCACAGCUCCAGCAGAAACAGCAGCUGUGAGUGAGACGCAGGAUGUUAGCGGAGCAGCAGCUGCUCAGACUGAGAUCCAAGAAGAUAAAGAGAUCUCCACUGUAACAACUGAAGCUGAGACAAGUCCUGAGCUGCAGAUCCAGAACAUGGACGCAGAAAUCACCUCGUCAGAAAUCACCACUGUUGUAGAAAGUAUUAAAGCAGAUGUAGAAGAAGCUGCAGCACACAGUGAAGCUCCUGCUGAAGCUGCAGAGCCUGAACCUGAACCAGUAACCCCUGCAACAGAAUGUAAUGGUUCCCAAAUUGCAGCCAGCAGCAGUGACGAGGCUCAACCUGAGAGCGCAGAAGACAAGUCAGCGGCUCCCUCUGGUGGUAAAACAGCUGUAAUUACACCCAGCUCUGACCUGAAGGCAGAGGAAGAUGUGAGAGCUGAGCCGAACUCUCUGGAUGUGUCGGCAGGAAGCGAGUCACCACCGUCAGAUGUAUCAUCGUCCACGGAGGAGACGAAAGUGUUGCAGAGCGGCGAGGAUGUCGUCAUGACAACCACUGAUGUCGUGGAGGAAGAGGAAGUCAAACAUGCGAGCUCAGACGAACCUGCAGAGGAGAAAACUACUAACGAGGAGCCGUCACCUCAGACAGAAGCUGUGAGCGUGGAAUCGGUAGAGGCGGCAGAAGUUCACGAUGAAUCCGCCAAAAAGGAAGUACCGUCCAGUCCUGAAGCCAAACAGGAAGUACCGUCCAGUCCUGAAGCCAAACAGGAAGCACCGUCCAGUCCUGAAGCAACAGAGGAUGAACCGUCCAACCCUGAAGAUCCGCCUCUGGACUGCAUCAAAGAGAUCCGCAACCUGGUGGUGGAGGUGAUCGAGGUGGAGGAGCUGCUGCAGCGUUAUCCCAGCGGAGUACCGACGGAGGAGUGAAGCGUGUCACAGGACAGGAAGGACAAAUAUGGGACUAAAUAAUUAUUAUAAAACAUAUGUUCUGCUGAAAGGAAUCAAAUUAUCACCGGAAUAUAAAGAAAGAGUCAACGUGAAAAAACAAGGAAAAGACUCUUGAGGAAAGAUCACAAAAGCUUCCAAAGGGACAUUUUAUGCAUGAAAUUCUGAUAAAUUAUUUAUACAAUCAAUACAUCUGCUCUGUGAGAUGGACAGGAAUGUCUUAGUUUCAUAUACACAAAAAUUACUUUAGCAUCAGAUUAAUUUAGAAAAUGUAGAUUUAAAACUAUUUUAUUACACAAGUCAGAAAAGAGACUUUUUUUAAAACUGUGUUAUUAAUUAGGUUUAUUCAUCCGUUUUAUUUUAAGGGAAUAGUUAAACAAUUUUGGGAAAUAUGCUUAUUCUUUCUUACAGAGAGUUAAUCAACCUCAUGAUUGUGUUAAAGGAGAAUUUUAGGCCUCUAGAUUCUA
Messenger RNA from Scomber scombrus (Atlantic mackerel), 3914 nucleotides. RefSeq names its product niban apoptosis regulator 1a (gene niban1a). The record is from RefSeq and is a predicted model, not a curated record. Lineage: Eukaryota; Metazoa; Chordata; Actinopteri; Scombriformes; Scombridae.